AUGCCUAUAGCCACGAUCCAAGAUGGACGAUGUUACUGUUUUAAACUGAACAGCGAUACUCCUAGGGGUAACGUGGCGCUUUCGUCCUUCUUCGUGAAAACAGCUAGGGAAGCAGAUUGUGUAUCUAAAGGUUACAACGUGUAUUCCAGUCUUGGUGUAUGUAUCAAAUUUUCUGGUAACAGUAAAAAGGAUUUCCCUGGAGCUCAAGAGACUUGUAACCAAGAUGGCGGUUAUUUGAUAAAGGUAGAUUCUCAAACUAAAAUAAAUACCGCCAUGUCACUCGUGACUAAAAUGACAGAACUCGUGUUUAUUGGUGCGUUCACAUACCAGAAAGGACAGGACUAUUUAAACGUUAAAGGAGGUAAACUAGAUCCACAAUUUUGGGACAGCAAUGAACCAGAUUCGGUGGGCGCUGAUAUUUGUGCUGGGUUACCUAAAAUUAGCGGCGUUCUCAAAGGUGUCGCCGAUGUAGGUUGUGAGGGGGUCAUUCCAUUUUUCUGUGAACUUUUGUUGUAA
Molecule: messenger RNA, 516 nt
Organism: Lottia gigantea (owl limpet)
Lineage: Eukaryota; Metazoa; Mollusca; Gastropoda; Lottiidae
Exons: 3
Coding region: 1-516 (171 amino acids)
Source: RefSeq, a predicted model, not a curated record